AUGUUACCAGUGCAGAAGUUGCUUAAAGUCACCGAUGUGCGUACUGACUGGGAAGACCUCAGACCGAAGAGCAUCGUAGAAGACCCCCUCCAUACGACACAGGUAGUUGAAGAGGCUAAGCAUCGGGCCGAGAACCGAAGAGGACUCUUGUCGAUCUUCCAAGAAGCUUGGUUAGAACGUCGACAGCAGUCCUUUAAGCAUAUGGAGGGUCGAAAAAACAAAGGGCUGAAGAAGAAGAGGUUGCAAGUCGGAGAUAGAGUCCUAUGGCUGAAGCCACGUAAGAAGAAGCUCAGUCCUUUGACAAACGAGAAGACUUAUCAAGUGAUUGAGAAGGUUGGUAAGCAGUGCUUCAGACUAGCACCGAUUGACGAGUCUAGCGAUGCUCUAAAGCGCUACGGCGAAGCUAAGAUGCCAGUAGUCCAUCACACAAACUUGUACCGAGUAGAAGACACAAGUGUGAAGAGCGACAACGAGAACGAAGACGAUCUAGGAAACGACGACCACGAGAAUAUGAACGCCGACGAUGAUCUAACCAGACGGAAAGGUAUAGAAGACACCCAAGAUUUGAGUAGGCUCAACACAACACGUAAUGAGUCUAUUGACGAAGAUGCAGAAGAUGAUGUAAGAGAUCGGGAGCAGCAGUUCCUAAGAGCCAUCGAUGGUACCCGCUCUAGAACUGGCCGCACCCGCAGGGGGAGGAAGAUGAUGUUGUAA
Perkinsus marinus ATCC 50983 is the source of this 714-nucleotide messenger RNA. RefSeq lists its product as hypothetical. The transcript has a single exon. The coding region runs from base 1 to 714 and encodes 237 amino acids. The record is from RefSeq and is a predicted model, not a curated record. NCBI's taxonomy places the organism in Eukaryota, Perkinsozoa, Perkinsida, Perkinsidae.